ACGUUAAGAUUUAACAAAUGGAAGCAAAGGCUCCGUGUCACACUUUAAAUAUGCAGCCACUGCCAAAGCGCUGGUGGUAUUACAUGCUGUAAUCUGGCAUUCACACCUCUCCCCCCCUCCACCCCCCAUUCAUUGAUGGUGCAUUUCUUCCCUGAUACAGGCGGUGUGCUGCGAUGCAUUUAACAUCAAUCACAUGCGGUGUACGGGGCGCAUACAGUCCUCCGUCUAUCAGCUGGAAAGUACUCUCGCCUCGGGUGUGGGAUGUGUGCUCCUCCGCUCUAUUAUCCCGUAAAAAUCUGAUCCACUCAUCGCAGGAGCCGUCUUGGUGAGUGGCCCUACUGGACUUGGCAUUUAUUCCCCAUUCGCACAGAGCCUAAAGUUGGGACUUGAGACUUUCAGCACCACUUUUCCGCGGACAGCGCUCGCAAUGAUUUGGGGCGAUCGACGCAGCCUCGAAAUGCGUGUGGGUUCCUUUUGGAUACUAUUCACAAACAAUGUUUAGAUGUUGAUUUUUCCUUUUUUUUAAAUUUUUUUUUUAAAAGCCAGAAUUGCUCAGGAAAUCCUUCUUCCACAGAAUUGAUAGACUCAACAAGAUACGAUUUUGCUUUGGAUAUGGGUCACUUCUUAUAAAAGGAUUCUUCGUGGAUAGGUGAUAGGGAUUCAGUAGACAUGAAGGAACAUUGGAAUUCAUUUGGAGUCCUGUUCUGGCCACCUGGCAAUUGAAUUCACUCUGAAGCCUGUGGACCUAAGCAGGCCUGAGGGCUCUGACAUAUACCAAAUCCCUGCCCAGGGGAGCAGGGGAGAUUAAAAACUUCUGAUUGAGGUGGAGAGGAAAGAAACAGAGAGAGAGAGAGGAGGGGAGAGACAGAGAGAAAAAGCUUAUCGUUCACCUUUGUUCUUCCUAAUGCCCCAAGUGAAGGAUCUCCAUAGGCAAGUCUGUGAAUAACAGAAGACACAAGAGCAGCUGCCCACCACUGUGGUCAGAUGAUGGAGUGAGGGAGUGAAAGAGGAAAAGAGAACAGGAUUACAUCCUGUGAAAGAGCCAAGCUCAUAUUCUACAUUAAUUGAAUGCCUGGGAGAGAGGAGAGACAUGAGAGGAAGCCUUUUCUGUGCCAGCUGCUUCAAGAGGUAUUGCAAUUAACCCUCUGGCCAUCAUAAAAUAAUACCUGGCUUCUGUUGUUUUCUGAUUGCUGGGUUUGGUUGUAUGGCGUGGAUGUGUGCUCGGACCGUGGUCAUGUUUCAACCCCCGGCGUGCAGACCGGAUCGGACCGGCUGUCGACGAAACAGCCUGAUUGUACCACUGCUGCUGCUGCUUCUUCUGUACAGCUCCCUUAAGGCGUCUCAGGCUGCCAAACCCAAAGGGCCGGGACACACACAUUUGAACUCUAUCCGCAUUGACGGGGAUAUCUCCUUAGGUGGGCUCUUCCCAGUACACGCCAGGGGCCACGAUGGCAAGCCAUGUGGGGAGCUGAAGAAGGAGAAGGGUAUACACAGACUGGAGGCCAUGCUCUUUGCCCUUGACCGCAUCAAUAAUGAUAAUAAUCUGCUGCCUAACAUCACACUGGGAGCACGAGUCCUGGACACCUGUUCCAGGGACACUCACGCCUUGGAGCAGUCACUCACCUUCGUGCAGGCUCUGAUUGAAAAGGACGGCACAGACGUCAAAUGUCUGGGCGGGGGAUCGCCAAUCAUCACCAAACCUGAGAGGGUGGUGGGCGUCAUUGGAGCCUCCUCCAGCUCCGUCUCCAUCAUGGUGGCCAACAUACUACGCCUGUUUAAGAUACCCCAGGUGAGCUACGCCUCCACAGCUCCAGAGCUCAGUGACAACACCCGCUACGACUUCUUCUCACGCGUGGUUCCUCCAGAUACCUACCAGGCCCAGGCCAUGGUGGACAUUGUAAAAGCCAUGCGCUGGAACUACGUCUCCACAGUGGCCUCUGAGGGGAACUACGGAGAAAGCGGCGUCGAUGCUUUCAUUCAGAAGUCUCGGGAGGAUGGGGGCGUGUGCAUCUCCCAGUCCGUCAAGAUUCCUCGGGAGCCCAAGCAGGGAGAGUUUGACAAGGUCAUUCGACGACUCAGAGAAAACCCAAACGCAAGAGUCGUCAUACUUUUUGCCAACGAAGAUGAUAUCAGGCGGCUACUCCAUGCGGCUAAAAAGGCCAACCAGACAGGUCAUUUCAUCUGGGUGGGUUCGGACAGCUGGGGCUCAAAGAUCUCUCCGGUUGUGCACCAGGAGGAGAUGGCAGAAGGAGCAGUCACCAUCCUGCCCAAGCGGCAGUCCAUCAAAGGGUUUGAUCGUUACUUCAUCAGCCGAACGCUGGAAAACAACAGAAGGAAUAUCUGGUUUGCUGAGUUCUGGGAGAACAACUUCAACUGCAAACUCAGCCGUCAUGCCGUGAAGAAAGGGUCUGGCCUCAAAAAGUGCACAAAUCAGGAGCGGAUAGGAAAGGACUCGAACUAUGAGCAAGAAGGAAAGGUGCAGUUUGUUAUUGAUGCAGUCUAUGCAAUGGCUCAUGCCCUGCACAAUAUGCACCAGGAGCUCUGCCCGGGGAAGGUGGGCCUCUGCGCUAAAAUGGAUCCCAUCAACGGCACUCAUCUGCUUAAGCACAUCCGCCGUCUAAACUUUGCAGGCAUAGCUGGCAACCCAGUCCUCUUCAAUGAAAAUGGAGAUGCCCCCGGACGCUAUGAGAUCUACCAAUACCAGAUCAGAAACCGAACGGCAGAAUACAAAAUAAUUGGCCAUUGGACAGAUCAACUCCAUCUCAACGUUCGUUCAAUGCAGUGGCCUGGCGGUGUCCGUCAGAUCCCUUCCUCAAUCUGCAGCCAGCCUUGUCAGCCUGGCGAGCGCAAGAAAAUCGUGAAGGGUAUCCCUUGCUGUUGGCACUGUGAGCGGUGUGAUGGCUAUCAGUACCAGGCAGACACCUACACGUGUAAGAUGUGUCGCUUUGAUUUGCGGCCCAAUGAGAAUCACACGGGCUGCGUUCCAAUCCCCAUUGUUAAACUGGAGUGGAGUUCUCCAUGGGCAGUCAUCCCUGUGCUUAUUGCAGUCGUUGGCAUCAUGGCCACUGUGUUUGUGGUGGUCACAUUCAUCCGCUACAACGACACUCCCAUUGUGAAAGCAUCAGGCCGAGAGCUGAGCUAUGUGCUGCUAACUGGCAUCUUCUUGUGUUAUGCCACAACAUUCCUGAUGAUUUCUACUCCUGAUGUAGGAAUUUGUUCCCUCCGGAGGAUCUUUUUGGGUCUGGGCAUGAGCAUUAGUUAUGCUGCCCUGCUCACCAAAACCAAUCGUAUUUAUCGCAUCUUUGAGCAGGGCUCCAUGUCUGUCAGUGCACCCAGGUUCAUUUCUCCAGCCUCCCAGCUAGUCAUCACAUUUACCCUGGCCUCAGUGCAGCUGCUCGGGGUGUGCAUCUGGUUUGGUGUGGAUCCCUCCAAGGCCAUUAUUGACUUUGAGGACCAGAGGACGUCUAACCCGACGAUGGCUCGUGGUGUGCUCAAGUGUGACAUCUCUGACCUGUCUCUGAUCUGCCUGCUGGGCUACAGCAUGCUGCUCAUGGUGACCUGUACAGUCUACGCCAUUAAAACCAGAGGCGUGCCGGAGACCUUCAAUGAGGCCAAACCCAUUGGUUUUACCAUGUACACCACCUGCAUUAUUUGGCUAGCAUUCAUCCCAAUCUUCUUUGGUACUUCACAGUCCACAGAAAAGAUGUACAUCCAAACAACCACUCUGACCAUCUCUGUGAGCUUGAGUGCCUCAGUGUCCCUCGGGUUACUCUACAUGCCGAAGGUCUACGUGGUUCUCUUCCACCCUGAGCAGAAUGUGCCCAAGCGCACACGCAGCCUCAAGGCCGUGGUUACCGCUGCCACCAUGUCCAACAAGUUCAACCCCAAGGCCGGACUCAGACCCAAUGGAGAAGCCAAAACCGAGCUGUGCGAAAGCCUCGAAACACAAACUUUCCCAACAAAGCAAACCUACAUCAGCUACAGCAACCAUGCAAUCUAAGGGACAAAGGUUCUCAUCACAAUUCAGGAUUUCCACCCAGAUGGAGAAAAAACAUGCAGUGGAAUUUCACACGGCUGGCAAAAAAAAUAAAAAUGGAUGCGUAAUUUUUUGGGUGGAGAUCACGGAAGCGUUGCCCAAAGACGUUACAUGGUGAGGAGAUACCACAGGGACGGACGAAACAGGGGACCAGAACAGAUAACAGUACAGUUGUAAGGUUCCAUCUUCUGUCUGCCUCACAAGAAUACAAACAAAAAAAGAAAAAUGAAAAAUACUUGCAUGGCAGAGGCCUGGAGAUUGAAGGAUGGAGCUUUCCUUUUGAGUGUUUACAUUUCAGCUAUGCCCUGUUUCAAAGACUUCUCUGUCAUUUUGAGCAACGCUGACUGGAACUGAACUAAAAUCAAGAAUAUGUUCAGGUGUUCUCAGUGUUGUCUGCCAGUUUUGCAAACUAUAAUUAAUCUUAAAACCCUCAAGGCAUCACAAGGGAUUAAUCAACACCAAAAAGGCAUGAAAACAUGGUCCAUGGAUUUCUAAGAGAGACUUGUGUUUGUUUUUAUUUCUAAAUGUAUUCCGGUCUCAUGAGUCAAAGAACUGGAAAUGGUGAUCAUCUCAACAAUGCAACAAAUCUGUCUCAGACUCCAUUUUUAUUUUCCUCUUCCAGGUUUCCACUGAGUUAAUAAGAAUGAGUAGACGUGUAAGAUGGUCUCUGCCGAUUUUGAGCAUGCCAGUUUCAACAUCCUGUGUUGUGUUGUUAAAAAAAAAUAAGAAAAAGAAAAAAUAUUAUAUUUGGAAUGCGUUUAAACUCUGUUGCAGCGUUGUUAACAAUUGUUUGGGCCCGAGCCUAUUGUGCGUUAAAAAAUGUUCUCAAAUGGUGAAGGUCUAGUGAGUGAUUAUUUAUCUGUGCUUAAGUGAGGCCAUGAUUUGUAUUACCAGCUAGCCUAAGGCUGCCACUGCCCUCCGCAUACCUGUAUGUGCUUUGAAACAGUGACUCGUGGCUAAAAUAAACAUUAUUUUAGCCAGGAGAUCUCACUGUCAUCCAGGAUGACCCCCCCAUUACUGCCACCAGCUAUUCUCUUGGUCACACAUAGUGUAAGGGUAAAGCUUAGCUGUACAGAUCCAUUAGGAGGGGAAUUAAGAUGAAGUAUGCCCUUGAGAAGAUUGUGCAAUAUACCCUAAAGGUGAUAUCCAUAAUGGACCAGCUACUGAGAAAAUUCAUUACUAUACAUGUCCUCCUCAGGCACUCUCAUGAUAAGAAGGAGGUGUCAGAAAGUUGUAAGGCUUUUCAACAAAUGAAAAUCUAAUUGCAAAAGUAUACAAUAUCUCUAUCAAUCACCCAGAGCUCGUGGAACAGAUUAAUAGUUGGCUUCGUGCAGUAUAAAAGCCCUCUAAUGUCUUUGGGAAAAACAUUGUGGGGUCAUUUGUGUUGUGAAUUCAAUGCUGCUUUUCAUGCCUCCCUCUGUAUUACUUUCAACACCAUUUGUGUUGCAGAAUAAAAUGUGAGUGCUGACCAAAUUAAAUGGCAAGUUAAUGUAUGUUAUUAAAUAGAUUGAUGAUGUCUGCUUUAUGUCCUGACAUAUCCUAAAAUUGGGGAAAAUGUACAAAAAGAAACAGUGCCUGGCUAUCUGACUAUGUAUUUGUAAAACCUCAUGAAAACUAAUGAGAUGUGUGAAGCAUGUUUAGUUUUUUUUAUACAAAAUUUUAUUUCUAUUAAAAAUGUUUUCAAACUUCAA
This is a messenger RNA of Dicentrarchus labrax (European seabass), 5727 nucleotides long. Its product is annotated as metabotropic glutamate receptor 4-like. The coding region runs from base 1205 to 4000 and encodes 931 amino acids. Gene Ontology annotation, molecular function: adenylate cyclase inhibiting G protein-coupled glutamate receptor activity. The record is from RefSeq and is a predicted model, not a curated record. Lineage: Eukaryota; Metazoa; Chordata; Actinopteri; Moronidae. Gene Ontology annotation, biological process: regulation of synaptic transmission, glutamatergic; G protein-coupled glutamate receptor signaling pathway. Gene Ontology annotation, cellular component: membrane. The transcript has 12 exons.